Lipotes vexillifer (Yangtze River dolphin) is the source of this 3735-nucleotide messenger RNA. It is a transcript of the gene ADAMTS2, whose product is annotated as ADAM metallopeptidase with thrombospondin type 1 motif 2. The record is from RefSeq and is a predicted model, not a curated record. Gene Ontology annotation, molecular function: metalloendopeptidase activity; zinc ion binding. The coding region runs from base 97 to 3735 and encodes 1212 amino acids. Gene Ontology annotation, biological process: extracellular matrix organization; proteolysis. The transcript has 22 exons. NCBI's taxonomy places the organism in Eukaryota, Metazoa, Chordata, Mammalia, Artiodactyla, Lipotidae.
GGGCGGCUCCAGCUGCCCCCAGAUGUGGGCUGGGCGGCGCGCGGGGAACUUUCGCGCCGGCUGCGAGUGCGGGGCCCCGGCUGCGGUCCGGCUGCCAUGGAUCCGCCGGCGGGAGCCGCUCGCCGCCUGCUCUGCCCCGCGCUGCUGCUGCUGCUACUGCUGCCGCUCCUGCUACCGCCGCUGCCCGCGGACGCCCGGCUCGCCGCCGCCGCCGCCGCCGCCGACCCCCCAGGCUGGCCCCAGGGGCACGGAGCGGAGCGCAUCCUGGCGGUGCCGGUGCGCACUGACGCUCAGGGCCUCUUGGUGUCCCACGUGGUGUCGGCGGCGACGGCGCAGGCUGGGGUACGGGCCCGCAGGGCCGCCCCUGUCCAGGUCCCGGGUUUCUCUGGAGGCAGCGAGGAGGACCCUGGCGGCCGCCUCUUCUACAAUGUCACGGUCUUCGGCCGAGACCUGCACCUGCGGCUGCGGCCCAAUGCCCGUCUCGUGGCGCCCGGGGCCACGGUGGAGUGGCAGGGCGAGUCGGGCGCCACCCGCGUGGAGCCCCUGCUUGGGACCUGCCUCUACGUCGGAGACGUGGCCGGCCUGGCUGAAGCCUCCUCUGUGGCGCUCAGCAACUGCGACGGGCUGGCUGGCCUGAUCCGUAUGGAGGAGGAGGAGUUCUUUAUCGAGCCCCUGGAGAAGGGUCUGGCAGCAAAUGAGGCUGAGCAGGGCCGUGUGCAUGUGGUGUAUCGCCAGCCGCCCACCUCCAGACCCCCUCCUCUGGGGGGGCCACAGGCCCUGGACACAGGGAUCUCCCCGGGAAGCCUGGACAGCCUCAGCCGUGCCCUGGGCAUCCUGGAGGAGCGAGUCAACAGCUCCAGGCGGAGGGUGCGCAGGCAUGCUGCCGACGACGACUACAACAUCGAGGUCCUGCUGGGGGUGGACGACUCUGUGGUCCAGUUCCACGGGAAGGAGCAUGUGCAGAAGUACCUGCUCACCCUCAUGAACAUUGUCAAUGAAAUUUAUCACGAUGAGUCCUUGGGGGCCCACAUCAAUGUUGUCCUGGUGCGGAUAAUCCUGCUGAGCUACGGGAAGUCCCUGAGCCUCAUUGAGAUUGGGAACCCCUCUCAGAGUCUGGAGAAUGUUUGCCGCUGGGCCUACCUCCAGCAGAAGCCAGACUCCGGCCACGAUGAGUACCACGAUCACGCCAUAUUCCUCACACGGCAGGACUUCGGGCCUUCAGGCAUGCAAGGCUAUGCUCCUGUCACUGGGAUGUGCCACCCUGUCCGCAGCUGCACCCUGAACCACGAGGACGGCUUCUCCUCAGCGUUCGUGGUGGCCCAUGAGACUGGCCACGUGCUGGGCAUGGAGCACGAUGGGCAGGGCAACCGCUGCGGUGAUGAGGUGCGCUUGGGCAGCAUCAUGGCUCCCCUGGUGCAGGCAGCCUUCCACCGGUUCCACUGGUCCCGCUGCAGCCAGCAGGAGCUGAGCCGCUACCUGCACUCCUAUGACUGCCUGCGGGAUGACCCCUUCACCCACGACUGGCCAGCGCUGCCCCAGCUCCCGGGGCUGCACUACUCCAUGAACGAACAGUGCCGCUUUGACUUCGGCCUUGGCUACAUGAUGUGUACCGCGUUCCGGACCUUUGACCCUUGCAAGCAGCUAUGGUGCAGCCACCCUGACAACCCUUACUUUUGCAAGACGAAGAAGGGACCUCCCCUGGAUGGGACCAUGUGUGCACCUGGCAAGCACUGCUUUAAAGGACACUGCAUCUGGCUGACACCUGACAUCCUCAAGCGAGAUGGCAACUGGGGCGCCUGGAGUCCCUUCGGCUCCUGCUCGCGUACCUGCGGCACAGGUGUGAAGUUCAGGACCCGUCAGUGCGACAACCCACACCCAGCCAAUGGGGGCCGCACUUGCUCAGGCCUUGCCUACGAUUUCCAGCUCUGCAACUCCCAGGACUGCCCUGACGCCCUGGCUGACUUCCGUGAGGAGCAGUGCCGGCAAUGGGACCUAUACUUCGAGCAUGGUGACGCCCAGCACCACUGGCUGCCCCACGAGCACCGAGAUGCCAAAGAGAGAUGCCACCUCUACUGUGAGUCCAAGGAGACUGGGGAGGUGGUAUCCAUGAAGCGCAUGGUGCAUGAUGGGACGCGCUGUUCUUACAAGGACGCCUUCAGCCUCUGCGUGCGCGGGGACUGCAGGAAGGUGGGCUGUGACGGGGUGAUCGGCUCCAGCAAGCAGGAGGACAAGUGUGGUGUGUGUGGAGGGGACAAUUCCCACUGCAAGGUGGUCAAGGGCACGUUCACACGCUCGCCCAAGAAGCUCGGUUACAUCAAGAUGUUUGAGAUCCCGGCAGGAGCCAGACACCUGCUUAUCCAGGAGGCAGACACCACCAGCCACCACCUGGCCAUCAAGAACCUGGAGACAGGCAAGUUCAUUUUAAAUGAAGAGAAUAACGUGGAUCCCAACUCCAAAUCCUUCAUUGCCAUGGGUGUGGAGUGGGAGUACCGGGAUGAGGAUGGCCGGGAGACGCUGCAGACCAUGGGCCCCCUCCACGGGACCAUCACUGUGCUGGUCAUCCCGCAGGGGGACGCCCGCAUCUCGCUGACCUACAAAUACAUGAUCCAUGAGGACUCGCUCAAUGUGGAUGACAACAAUGUCCUGGAGGACAAUUCCGUGGGCUACGAGUGGGCCCUGAAGAAGUGGUCUCCCUGCUCCAAGCCCUGCGGUGGAGGGUCCCAGUUCACCAAGUAUGGCUGCCGCCGGAGGCUGGACCACAAGAUGGUGCACCGAGGCUUCUGCGACUCCCUCUCGAAGCCUAAAGCCAUCCGCCGGGCUUGCAACCCGCAGGAGUGCUCCCAGCCCGUGUGGGUCACGGGCGAGUGGGAGGAAUGCAGUCAGAGCUGUGGGCGGACGGGCAUGCAGGUUCGCUCCGUGCGCUGCGUUCAGCCACUGCACAACAACACCACCCGCUCCGUGCACACCAAGCACUGCAAUGACGCCCGACCCGAGGGCCGCCGGGCCUGCAACCGUGAGCUCUGUCCCGGUCGGUGGCGGGCCGGACCCUGGUCCCAGUGUUCGGUAACCUGUGGCAACGGCACCCAGGAACGGCCAGUGCUCUGCCGAACCGCGGACGACAGCUUCGGGGUCUGCCGGGAGGAGCGGCCCGAGACGGCCAGGAUCUGCAGGGUUGGCCCCUGUCCCCGAAACAUCUCCGAUCCCUCCAAGAAGAGCUACGUAGUUCAGUGGCUGUCCCGACCGGACCCCAACUCACCAGUCCAGAAGACCUCGUCAAAGGGCCGCUGCCAAGGUGACAAGUCAAUGUUCUGUAGGAUGGAAGUCUUGUCUCGCUAUUGCUCCAUCCCAGGCUAUAAUAAGCUGUGCUGCAAAUCCUGUAACCUGCAAGACAACCUCACCAAUGUGGACGACAGGGCAGAACCACCCUCUGGGAAGCACAAUGACAUUGAAGAGCUCAUGCCCACCCUCCCAGUGCCCACUCUAGUCACGGAGGUGCAGCCUCCGCCAGGCACACCCCUGGAGGUGCCUCUCAAUACUUCCAGCACCAGUGCCACCGAGGACCAUCCGGAAACCAACGCUGUGGAUGUUCCCUACAAAAUCCAGGGCCUGGAGGAUGAAGUCCAGCCACUCAACCUAAUCCCUCGACGACCGAGCCCAUACGAAAAGACCAGGAACCAAAGAAUCCAAGAGCUCAUUGAUGAGAUGAGGAAGAAAGAGAUGCUCGGAAAGUUCUAA